Messenger RNA from Phlebotomus papatasi, 1601 nucleotides. Its product is annotated as hydroxylysine kinase. The coding region runs from base 323 to 1480 and encodes 385 amino acids. NCBI's taxonomy places the organism in Eukaryota, Metazoa, Arthropoda, Insecta, Diptera, Psychodidae. Gene Ontology annotation, molecular function: amino acid kinase activity. The record is from RefSeq and is a predicted model, not a curated record. The transcript is spliced from 4 exons.
UCAUGGAUUUAUAUUUCUGUCCACACACGGAGAAAUUUGCUCUUUUUAUCGAUAAGACGACAAGAGUGUACAGAUAAAAAUUUAUCAUCACUCCCCGACGAACGUCUUCAGUGUCGCGCGGUAUUCUUUCCCUCGUCAGUGGCAAACAAGUGAGCUUACUCGAAGAUUCUCUGUUAUAAAGAAAUUUUUGCUCGGUGCUCCAAUUCACAAGGCAAUUUGUUUAACUCUAUAUACGCUAAGUAUAUUAUAGUUAAUUGAAAUAGACCUUUUUCGUUGGCGCCUUGACGGGGGAUCAACACGAACAAGUAUCAGUAAUCAUCCAAUGGAAAUGCUAGAGAUCAGUUCGUCUACAAAAUGCGAGGAGUCAGGUGGUAGUGAAGAGAGUGAAAUUCUAAAGCCAGGUACCAAAAUUAAACCCACAAUCAGUGAAAAGGAGGUUGAAAAACUCGCGGAAAGAUUAUAUGGGAUUACUGUACUGGAGAUAAGUGAACUUAUUUCAUACGAUGAUCGAAAUUUCUUCAUCCGUGAAGACAGAAACAUUAAAAAUCCCAUUAUUGCUAAUCACUCGACCCAUGGAUACAUCCUCAAAGUUCUCAAUGCUUUGGAUUCGCACAAGGCGGGAUUUAUUGAUGCCCAGACCAAGCUAAUGCUCUUCCUGGCCCAGCAAAAUAUCACUUGUCCAAAGCCCAUUAUGAAUGUUUAUGGGAAAUACUAUUCUACUGAACUUUUGGGCACAACUAAGCACAUUGUGCGCCUCUUGGAGUACAUCCCGGGAAAAAUCUUUAAGGAAGUCCCUCUGACAAACAACCUUUUCUACCAAGCGGGAGUUUUUGUGGCAAAAUUUGAUCGUGCCAUUAAGAAUUUCACUCAUGAUGCCUACAAGACCCACAAAUCCCUCUGGAUGCUCGAUUCUGUGCCCAAAUUGGAGGAAUUUGCCUAUGCACUCAAGGAUAUUUCUAAGCAGGAGAUAGUCGAAGAGGUGAUUGCAGAGUUUAAAAGCAAGGUCAUGGGGCAUUACGAUAAAUUCGAGAAAGGUGUGAUCCAUGGAGACUUCAAUGAGCACAACAUUCUCGUGAACAAGUGCAGUUCAACGGAAAAGAAGGAGUAUGCUGUGAGUGGUAUUUUGGAUUUUGGGGACUCAUGCUAUACACUCUACAUCUUUGAACUGGCCAUCGCAAUGGCCUACAUGAUGCUACAAACGGGAGAACUUGAGACCGGUGGAUUCUUCCUUGCUGGCUAUGAAUCCAUUAGACUUGUCCCUCAGCACGAAUACAACGUCUUACGGAUUUGCGUAGCUGCUCGCCUAUGCCAGAGUCUUGUUCUGGGAAUCUACACUCACACUCUGGAUCCGGAAAACGAGUAUAUCCUGACUUCGCAGAAAAAUGGUUGGCAACUCCUCCAGCUUCUUUGGUCUGAAAAGAAGACCGACGAAUUGUGGCGCAACACAGCCGAUGAGUACCUCAAACAGAGCUACAAAUAGUUCUUCAAUCCUACCAGAGCGCUUUUAUCAGAAGUGCAAUACUCUAGAACUCGAGAUUUUUAGUCAAAUUCCACCAAAAUAUGCAGAACACAAAAAUGAAUAAAAAAUGUUGAGACAAAAA